AGUAAGUUGCCAAACAUGGAUCCUAUACUUUUGGGUGCUAUUUUCAUAACUCCUAUAGCAGCUAUUAUAAUAAUAGGUUUAAUAUGGUACCAAAAAUGGAACUAUACUUUCAAGGAUUUACAGCACAUCAAAGGACCAACACCAUUGCCUAUUGUCGGAAACAUGAGCGAGUUAGGAGAUCCAACCAAAAUAUUUUGGCAAUUGUUUAAUUGGCAAAUUCAGUACGGAAAUAUAGUUAAAGGAUGUUAUGGUAUGGACAUGUUACUUCUUAUAAGCGAACCCGAGUAUUUAGAGUUUAUAUGCACCAGCCAAUCAACUCUUCCUAAGGGCAUCUUCUAUCGUUAUUUACAUAAAUGGUUGUCAUUUGGUUUAUUGACCAGCAAAGGCAAAAAAUGGCACCAACGUAGAAAGAUGAUCACACCUGCGUACCACUUCAAAAUCUUAGAACAAUUUGUUGAGGUAUUCGAAAAAAAUGGUAAUAUUUUGGUUGAAAAGUUACGCGGUGAAGUAGGCAACCCUUCUUUCGACGUCAAUAUUUACCUUACACUCUGUGCAUUAGAUUCAAUUAAUGAAACGGCGAUGGGUACCUCAGUUGACGCCCAAAACAACUCAAAUACUGACUACAUUCGAGCAAUCAAAGAAAUGAAUCGUAUUGUGGUAGAUCGCACAAUCCAACCACAUAAACAUUUUGAUUUUCUGUAUCAAUUUACUAACGAUUACAAAAUUGAACAGAAAUGCCUUAAAAUUCUGCACAGUUACACGUUAUCAAUAAUUGAAUCACGUCGUCAGGAACUUCUCAAUAAUCCAUCUAGAUUUGAUUCAAAAUAUGUUGAUGAAUUUGGCAUGAAAAAACGCAUUGCUUUCCUCGAUUUGCUACUUCAAUCAACCAUUGAUGGAAAACCACUAAGCAAUGAAGAUAUUCGAGAAGAAGUUGACACUUUUAUGUUUGAGGGGCAUGACACAGUCAGUACUUGCAUGUCAUUCUGGAUGUACUUAAUCAGUAAACAUCCAGAAGUGGAAGCAAAACUUCUCGCAGAACAAAGAGAAAUAUUUGGCGAUGAUCCAAAGCGACCUACAACCUAUUUAGACUUGCAAAAAAUGCACUAUAUGGAAAUGACUGUCAAAGAGACAUUAAGAUUAUAUCCAUCUGUUCCAUUUAUGAUGAGAGACACUUUAGAAGACUUCACAUUCCGUGACUUAUCUGUCAAAAAAGGAACACAGAUUUUGAUGUUGCCAUUCUAUCUACAUCGACGAGCUGAUCUAUAUCCAGAACCGGAAAAGUUCAUUCCAGAACGUUUCACUGCUGAAAAUAUGAGUAAACGCCAUCCUUUCGCGUAUUUAGCAUUCAGUGCCGGGUAUAGAAACUGUAUCGGUCAAAAAUUCGCUAUGAUUGAGUUAAAAUCGACACUUUCGAAAGUAUUGCGAUCGUUUAAUAUUUGCAGUGCUGUACCUGAACAUAAUCUUGUUAUUAAAUCUGAAAUUAUAUUAGCUGCUGGUAAUGGGUACAAAAUUCAAUUAAAAAAUAGAACUUGGUAGGAUUAGCGGUACAAACGUACUUAGACUUACAUACAUCUGAUACUUUGAUACCAAAUACUUCAAAAAUUAAUUAAUUAAUUAAUUCUUUAUUGACAAUAAAAUAAAAAUAUGUGUUUUAUAAUUUUUCAAAUACACUUUAUAUUCACAUCAA
Molecule: messenger RNA, 1687 nt
Organism: Dalotia coriaria
Lineage: Eukaryota; Metazoa; Arthropoda; Insecta; Coleoptera; Staphylinidae
Product: cytochrome P450 4d2-like
Exons: 3
Coding region: 16-1536 (506 amino acids)
Molecular function (GO): heme binding; iron ion binding; oxidoreductase activity, acting on paired donors, with incorporation or reduction of molecular oxygen
Source: RefSeq, a predicted model, not a curated record